Hyla sarda is the source of this 890-nucleotide messenger RNA. RefSeq lists its product as uncharacterized. Bases 48 to 890 code for a protein of 280 amino acids. NCBI's taxonomy places the organism in Eukaryota, Metazoa, Chordata, Amphibia, Anura, Hylidae. The record is from RefSeq and is a predicted model, not a curated record. The transcript has 3 exons.
GGAAAAUGUGCAAUUGCGAUUAUUGAGGAUACACCCCUUUCUACCUGAUGAUGGGGUGGCAUGGGCAGCUGCCGAAGGACCGAACAUUUGGACUUCAAGCUCCUUUCAAUAACUCUCCGCAAGCUUCCAUGGAGUGGGUCUCUGACCAUCAAAGAAGAAUCCAGGAAGCAAAAGAGAUUGUCAAUAAAAAGAUGGGCGAGGCUCAGCAAAAGCAAAAGCAAGACUUUAACCGUGAUGCCUCUGCCAAACCCCUUCAGUUAGGUGACAAGGUCUGGCUGCGGAAAUUUCUGCGGUCCCACAAGCUGGAUUCCAUCUGGGAAAAGGAGCCCUACACAAUAACGACCAUACCCUACCCAGACUCUGAUAUGUAUGGGAUCCAGAAAACUGGGUAUGAGCCGCAAGUUUUUUUUUGGUUAAUAAGUGUUUCUGUGAUUUUCACAGCAUCAGGAUCCAGAUCUAACAUGGAUUUUAGACAGCAUGAACAAACAUGGUUGUCUCAACUGGACGAGGUCUUCAGAGACAGCCCGGGCGCAGUUUUAAACGUAAAUGGGCAGGAUAUGAGGGACAAUAUUACUAAAUUGAAAGCACUUCUACAUAGAAGAACCCGUACCUGGUGGAACAAAGUAUUCCUAGAAAAAUAUUUAUCACAGGGGUUGAUCCCUAGAGGACUCAGGGUUCAGAUGUGCCCAUCCUUUCCCGUGAAUGAUGCUAUAUUCAAAAACAAGUGGGAAGAUCUAGCAAGUCAUUGCUCCCGGGGUGUCAUGGAAUUACUGGUGCAAUUGAAUGGUGCUACAUUAUCUGACAUAGAAAAAGAAAUAGAAACUACUCAAUACAGAAUUGGAGGGAUUAUUCCAAAAAUGGGGAAAAGAGAUCAGUACAACAAAAUCUAA